AUGAGUUUUUUGAAGGUACCUCCGUGGAAAUAUCCUUCAAAACAACAAUCACCAAAACAACAUCCAAUGAAAGACACACUAAAAUUUCACGAAGAAAAAGAUGAAAGACCAUUUAAUUGGGUAUUAUCUGAUUCUCUCCCUUUAUCUUCACAGUCUUUUAACGAACAAAAUCAACAAUUUUACGAUUUUCUUGUAAAUUUCCUAUCUGCAAAUGUUUUUGCACCUCAAAAUGUUGAUCAAGUCUCAAGGUUAAUAUCAAUUCUCCAAUAUACAAUAGGUUUUUCAUUUGCGAGAGAACAAGAUCUUCAAAAGCGCGUCCAGCGUGCAAAUGAAAAGCUUGCAUCUGUUUAUUCAAUUGCAGCAUCCCAAAAGCAGCAAAUUUCAGACUUAAAAUCAGAAAAUAAAGCAAAAUCAGCAAAAUUACGAACAAUGACAAAGCAAAUCGAGAAAAAUACCCAAGAACCAAAGUCCCACACAGUAGAGAUAUCACCAAAACAAAAUUUACCAAAUGUUGUAAACGACGAUUUAACCGUUACAAUCUUGGAUCAGCUCAAUUUAAGAGCACUUGAUGCUACACAACGAGCAGAAGAUGAUAUGGCAAUGUGGAUGGAAAAAAAGUUUGCUAAGCUUGAAUCGAAAAUUGAUCAAGUCCAAAAGGCUCAGACAAUGAGAAACAAUGACUAUGGGCAAAAUAAUAAUACCUUACAACCUUCCUAUACACCUCGUAAACAUACCAAACAACAGAAACCAGGCGCUUUUCUAAUUUUUGAUGACUUAGCAAAGACUGUUCCACCACCACCUCCUCCACCAGUUUCAUCCUCUGAGCAACUAGUUAGCGAAGCUUCUCCAGAAAAAGUUACAAUUCGUAAAAGGAUCAGUGCAAGUCCUCCUUCUCGAAGGAAGAGAGUUCAAAAGGCUCAAUCAUUAUCUUCUGAAUCAUCUGAUGAUUCAUCUGUUGCUUUAAUUCUUAAACAACCAGUUAAAUUAUCUGAAAUCACAGAUUCUGAUGAUGAUCAUUCCAAAGAUCAGAAUUCAAGAUCAAUGCGUAGAAGAGCAAAGCAAGAUGUUAUCAUACUAAGCGAUUCAGAUGAAUCCCAGAAUUAUUCAGCUAAGCCGAGCGAAAAAUCAAAUAAUCAACAAAAUAGUCAAGGUAAAAAAGAUGAUAAACCAAAAAAAGAUUCUGAACCGUCAAAAAUAGAUCAACCACCAAAAUCAGACAAGAAACCAGAACCAAAAAAAGAAGAAAAACAAGAAAUUAAAGAGGAACCAAAGAAACCAGUAAAGGAAGAAAAACCUAAGAAAGAGGAUCCUAAACCAGAUCCAAAACCUGCACCAAAACAAGAAGAACCUGACAAAAAGAAAGAUCAAAAGAAUAAUAAGCCAAAAGAAUUAGACAAUGAAAAUUCGAAAAAAUAUAGUUUUGAAAAACCAGUUGCAAUAACAAAAGCACCUGAUGCCGAAAACUCUGAUGAUUAUAUUCUUGAACAAGAUCCUGAAGAACAUCAAGUUCACGCAACAACUCGAGAUGUUGAUCUGGAUGAAGUUGAAUUCCAGUCUAGCGAGCUUGCUGAUAGCGAAGAAAAUGAUAAAGGCUCAGAAAAGGAAAUCAAAUUUACAUUUACACCUCCACCAAAGUCAUCGACAAAUAAUACUUCAAUGAGAGGAUCAAAUUGGAAAGAAACUGAUAUUGAUAGUGAAGAAGAAGAUUAUUCACUUUCUUCUGCCGAUAAAAAGAAUGAAUCUUUCUCAGUUUCGGUUCAAGAAGACGCUAAAGCAAAGCCUAGAAAGCGUGGAAGACAGUCAUUUUAUUAA
Trichomonas vaginalis G3 is the source of this 1812-nucleotide messenger RNA. RefSeq lists its product as uncharacterized. Bases 1 to 1812 code for a protein of 603 amino acids. NCBI's taxonomy places the organism in Eukaryota, Parabasalia, Trichomonadida, Trichomonadidae. The transcript has a single exon. The record is from RefSeq and is a predicted model, not a curated record.